Molecule: messenger RNA, 762 nt
Organism: Hibiscus syriacus
Lineage: Eukaryota; Viridiplantae; Streptophyta; Magnoliopsida; Malvales; Malvaceae
Exons: 3
Coding region: 42-722 (226 amino acids)
Source: RefSeq, a predicted model, not a curated record
AAAGAACUUGUAAAAGCUAGUUGUAAGUCAGUGAAACAACCAUGGCUAACCCCUUGUUUUCCUUCAGCUUGCUAAUAUUAAGUCUUGCAACCAUGCAAGGAACCCAUGCAGUCUACUACGCCAUCAACGACAAAACUGGAAACAGCGGCGGCGGUGUUCGUUUCAGGAACCAGAUCGGGGCGGCUAACAGCCUUCAAACCAUGUCCGCCGCCACAAACUUCAUCUGGAACAUCUUCAAACAAAACAACCCAUCGGACAGAAAAAACGUGGCGAAAGUAACAUUGUUCAUCGAAAACAGCAACGGAGUAGCCUUUGCCGUCAACAACGAGAUCCACGUCAACGCGAAUUAUCUGGGAAACUACACAGGCGACUUGAGGAGGGAAUUCAACGGGGUGCUUUACCAUGAAAUGACGCAUAUUUGGCAGUGGAAUGGGAACGGGCAGACUCCCGGUGGGUUGAUUGAAGGGAUAGCUGAUUUUGUUAGGCUAAAGGCCAAUUAUAUUCCGAGUCACUGGGUGAAGCCAGGGCAGGGGAACAGAUGGGACCAAGGGUACGAUGUUACGGCUAGAUUUCUGGAGUAUUGUGAUGGUCUACGAAAUGGGUUCGUUGCAGAGCUUAAUAAGAAGAUGAGGACUGGUUAUAAUGUAGGGUAUUUUGUUGACCUGCUGGGGAAGACCGUUGAUCAGCUUUGGAGGGAUUAUAAGGCCAAGUAUGGCAAUUAAAUGAAUCAGCUAUCGUUUUGGAUAUAUUUUUUAAAUAAAA